Triplophysa rosa is the source of this 3970-nucleotide messenger RNA. It is a transcript of the gene b3glcta, whose product is annotated as beta 3-glucosyltransferase a. NCBI's taxonomy places the organism in Eukaryota, Metazoa, Chordata, Actinopteri, Cypriniformes, Nemacheilidae. Gene Ontology annotation, molecular function: acetylglucosaminyltransferase activity. Gene Ontology annotation, cellular component: membrane. The record is from RefSeq and is a predicted model, not a curated record. Bases 1474 to 2964 code for a protein of 496 amino acids. The transcript has 15 exons.
AUAAAAGGCAAAGAUGCCAAUUUUCCAAAGUUAGACAUUUGGCCACUAAAAAUACAAUUUAUUUUGCUAUUUUAAUCUAUUCCAGUUAUUGUAGAGCUGGUUAAGUUUGGAAGGACUGUGAUAACUGAGGAACCAUACUAAAUGUUUUUUUGUGUGAUUUAUGAAUAGUACCACAUAUUUAUACAGCAAGUAGACACGACAUCCUAAAGUGUGACUAAUGCUCACUUGGUAACCCUUCAGCAUGCGUGAAUGCCAGUCAAACAUGCAUCUGAUGCACUGGCACCACUUGCAAUCUAUCUAACGUUACAUGAAUUAACAUACGCAAACACAGUCCACUUACGGCGUGCUUCCGUCUUGUGAAUUCAUUUGAUAUGGUCUCGAUGCCUCCGCUCUUGACCACAGCAAUAUAGCAAUUCUGAAAUCCAACAAAUCCCACUUAGAUGAAAUAAACAAAGCCAAGUCCCGCGUUAUGAUAUCAAUAAAUCCGCUAGCGCGCACACGCUCUUUAUUUUACCCGCGAGCAAUUUAUAUCUCGUUGAAGCGAACUUUCCGGAAACUUCCAGCCCAUUCAGAGCACCGCAGUACGGCUGUCACGCGCGGUCCUGUCCGUCCUGAGUCGGAAGUGUGUCCUGUGUACAACUUGAUGCAGCGCUGUGCAGACCAGACGGCGUAUGACAUUGGCUAUCGCGAUAGCAAGGCUGUGCGUUCACCAGUGCGUAUUUUGAAAUGAUCUCGCGGUAACUUGAUGUCAUACGCCGUUUGAUCUGCGCAGCGCCGCGUAAAGACAACGCAUCGAUUGCGUUGUGAUUUCCAGAGCUUUCGUCCAAAGCGUCUGCCGCGUUUCUAUAUUAACCACAGGCCAGGAUGGUUUUAUUUUUACGUAAUCUCGUUGUUGAAUUUGGCAUUCAGCAGACGCGUGAAAAGUGAGAAAAACACCGAAGCGGAGACAAAAAUAUGAGAAUGAUAAAUCAAUAUUUUUUAAUACACAUAGUAACGAUUUCUUUCUAAAUCUGUCAGUAAUUAACUGUCAAAGGUUUUACCGUGGGAAUUGGAAAAGACUCCGAGCCUGACGUUAAUGCCAUAAAUGUGAGUGCGUGACGUGGUGGUCGUGACAUUUUGUAUUCAGACGUAAUAUCACUCAUAUGUAGGAUGCUACACGAGCACGUUUUCAUGUUCAUCAAAAAUGAAUCAUCCCCAGCUUGGAGAAAUCAAAACAGCUACACUAACUACAACUAAACAUUUAGCAUAAACAUAGUAACGGCACCUGAUGUAUGUUGAGUAGGAGAGCGCCCGUUGUAGUUCAUGAAGUGGCCGGCAGAUGGAGCAGCCGACACGCGUGUUCAACAGGAAAUGUCCUCACAAGACAAAGCGCUGUGAUGAUUCUCCACGCACAGAAGUGAGUGUGGUGCCAACACUCUUCUCCAGCACAACCACAGCGUCCUGACACUGUGCGUUAUCCGCGCUUUUCUUACUAUGCUUUCCAAAAGCCCCCGUUACGGACACAGUGUCGCUAAAUGUUUCCUGCUUUUGUCGCUUGUGCCCUUCAUCGCUGCAAGGGAAGAUGACGGUCAGAGUAAAACGAAGAUCCAUGAUGCUGACAGACCUUCCUCUGAGAGUCAACUCGAAUUGAGAGACGUCGUGUUUGUCAUCCACAGCCAGAGGAAUUCAUACCAUGUCCAGCAAGCAGAGAAACUCAGAACAGACCUUCUCCAGCAGACACGAGCCCUUCAACAGAGUGCCCCUGUCAUCCUGCUCCUGCACACGCUGUCAGAUACAGAAGGAACAUGGAGUAUUCUCCCACUGCUGCCUUACUUUUCGUCUCAUUUUGGUAAGAACUGUUCUUGGAUCAUGUUUCUGGAAGAGGACACCAGGGUGUCACUUGAAAAGAGUCAUAGAGUCCUCCGAAAAUUUGACAGCAGAAAAGAGUGGUUUCUUGGCAAGCCAUUACACGAUGAAGAGUCCACCAUCAUCCAUCAUUACGCCUUCUCUGAGAACCCUGCAGCCUUCAAGUACCCAGACUUCUCUGCAGGAUGGGCUCUUAGCAUCCCUCUUGUCAACAGGUUGGCAAACAAAAUUCAAGAAGAUCCCUUAAAGUCAGACUUCACCAUAGAUCUAAAGCAUGAGGUGGCGCUGUAUAUCUGGGAGGACGGAAAGGGACCUCGUCUGACGGCGGUUCCGGAGUUUUGCACGUUGUCGGAGCAGUCUCCAGCCACCCAACACUGUGCCACCACUGUCAGCAGCCGCUCACCGCUGUGUGGUCAGCCUGUUAAAAGCGAAAACAUCUUUGUAGCCGUGAAAACCUGCAAGAAGUUCCAUUCCGACAGAGUCCCGGUGGUGAAGAAAACAUGGGAGAAACAGACCAAACUUCUGGAGUACUACAGCGAUUACGCCGACCCUUCUAUACCUACUAUUGAUCUGGGUGUGCCCAACACAGAGAGGGGUCACUGUGGAAAGACAUUCGCCAUCUUGAGGAGAUAUCUAAGCAGUGCCGUGCCAAAGACUGAUUGGCUGUUAAUUGUGGAUGACGAUACUCUUAUAAGCUUGCCCAGACUGCAGGCCUUGCUGAGCUGUUAUGACUCCAGUGAGCCGGUAUGUCUGGGAGAGCGCUAUGGUUAUGGAUUGGGCCAGGGAGGAUACAGUUACAUCACUGGUGGUGGGGGGAUCGUGUUCAGUCGUGAAGCUGUGAUCCGGUUGUUAGCCAGCGGCUGUAAGUGUUACAGCAACGACGCCCCUGACGACAUGGUUUUGGGCAUGUGCCUCAACGCUCUCCGAGUCCCCGUUACACACAGUCCCCUAUUUCAUCAGGCCCGUCCAGAAGAUUAUGCGAGAGAUUUUUUGGCCCACCAGACCCCUGUUUCCUUCCACAAACACUGGAACAUUGACCCCGUUGCAGUCUUCAACAAGUGGUUGAAGGACGAUAAACACUUAGAUGUACUACAAAAGGGCACUAAGGAGGAAUUAUAAUGUCUGUGUGUGCGUGUGCGCGCGUGUGUGUGUGUGUGUGUGUGUGCGUGCGUGUGUGUGUGUGAAUAGUAACGUGUCAUUUCAUUGUCUAAAUAGUGAAUCUUGCACAAAGAUGAACGGAAUGGGCUGUAUGAAUGUUUUCUUUACUGUGUUUUGGUCGCAUGUCUUAGAUUGGAAUUUGAAAGAUGUCUGAAAUAUUUAUAUUCCAAUUAUCACAAACUGUCCAAGGUUAUUUGUAGGUUUAUUUUUCAACACUUUUGUUUUUAAAGAUGUGAAUUGUGUUAAAUUGAAAUUUAUGAUAAACUAUUUCCUGUUGCCUUAAAUCAUCACUUGCAGAGUCCCGAUUUCAACACAGAAUCAAGUGCAUUUCAACUAAAGAGAAGCUGAAGCUUCUCUCUGUUGGCAGGGUUUUUUUUAGGUCCACUGUGAUGCAUGUGAUUUGAGAGCUCGAAAAGAAAAGCUUUUUUGUUCCCAGAGUUAUAGUUUAGUUAUAGUUAUAUAUGACACACGCCUACACUCACACUGUGUUACUUUAACAUCUCUGGCUAGUGUUACUUAAAAACAGCAGGCUAGUUUUCAUUUUACAAAUAUUAAAGAAAAUAUGAUUCAUAAAGUGGUUUAUUUACCUCUCUUGAAGAUUUCAUCUCUGUGAACUUUAAACCCUUUGAGAGAAGAUGCUACAGUAAAUGGCUGCAUGCAUUGUUUAUUAGCACUGAUCGUAUGACAAAAAUAUAUUUUCACAAAAUGUGUUACUGUAUUUCUAUACACAUACUUUUCUGUUUACUUGGGAGUUUGGGGUCAUUAAGAGAUGGUGAUUGUAAUUUGUGCUGUGUUUGGAAAAAGAUUUACAACGUGACACACAACAACAGGAUGUUCUCAUCAUUGUUGCUACUAAAUCUUAACAGAGACUUGAUUUAAGAACUUUACCUCAAGAUUGUCCUAAUUAAAAUGAAUAAUUCAUUUUUAAGUUUUGUUUCUGAUUAAUAAAACAUCUAAAGAUGACGUA